AUGAGUUUAAUAAACAGAGGCGCUAAUAAGCUGCUGGGCGUAGUGCAGCGGUCGAGCCGCAGCCCGCUGGUGCAGUGGGUGCUGCGGGCGCUGGCGCUGGCCCAGGCCAUCUCCCCCGCUGGGUGGCCGCACCAAUAUCACCUGAAAUAUGGCAUGAAGUUUGACUUCGUAGUGGUGGGCGCGGGGUCGGCGGGCGCGGUGGUGGCGGCCCGGCUUAGCGAGCUGCCUCACGUCAACGUGCUGCUGCUAGAGGCCGGGGGGGACCCGCCACCCGCCAGUGUGAUUCCUAGCCUCUUCGCGUUCCUUCCGCACACCGAGUACGACUGGGACUACGAAGGUACUUUGGACGAAGGAGUGGGGCGGAGCCACCGCGGGGCCAAAAUAUUUAUGACUCGGGGCAAGAUGCUGGGCGGAUGCUCGUCCAACAACUACGAGGUGUACGCCAGGGGAGCGCCCGCCGACUACGACGAGUGGAGCACCGUGGCGCCGGGCUGGGGCUGGGAAUCCGUCCUGCCGUACUUCAAGAAGUUCGAGUGCAUGACGGACCCGGUGGUGCUGCGCUCCCUGAACGCCGACCUGCACUCCACGCACGGACCGGUCAAAGUAUCCAGGCCGAAGCAAAACAUUUACUUCGAAAAAUUACAUAAUAUAUUCCUAGAAUCGUUCCGGGAACUCGGUAUAAGAACUACGCUCGAAAUGAACGGCUACGAGACGUUGGGAGCGACCACGCCGCACUUCACAUUCGCUAACGGAAGGAGAUCGAGCACGGCAGAAUCGUACUUGAGACCGACUAGACCCAACUUGCACGUCGCCAAAUAUGCGCGAGUCGUUAAAAUACUAGUAGACCCCGUAACGGCCAAAGCUUUUGGCGUGAAGGUUUUAGUAGGUGGUAAAAUAUUAAAUAUUUAUGCCACUAAAGAGGUCAUCGUGUCCGCCGGUGCUAUCGACACGCCCAAGCUCCUCAUGCUGUCCGGCAUCGGUCCCAGGAGGGAUCUGGAGAAGAUGCGCAUAAAUGUAGUCGCCGACCUCCCGGUCGGUAAAAAUUUGCAGGAUCAUCAAUUCGUCCCGCUGGCGAUCACAGGAAAGGGGCUCCUCUCUGUCGUCGAAAACUUACUCAUUCCUACCGAAUUGGAUGCGUUUCCGUCGCCGAUGCAAAACGUUUUCUUCAGAUUGAAUAACUCGCGAUCCAGGGACUGGAAUAGGCCGGAGUAUCAAAUUUUCAGCAAUUUCGUCGGAGCUGGGGCGGCGCCCGCCGUUUUCGUCGGAUGCCAAAGUCUCAACAACUACGACAAGCCCCUCUGCCUGUCGCUGAGCAAGGCCAACCUCGGCCAGCAGAUCAACCUGCUGUUCCUGAUCAUGUUGCACCCGGAAUCCCGCGGACAAAUAAAGCUGAGGAGCCCAGCGUACGCCGACGACCCGAUCAUAGAGCUGGGGUACUACAGGAACAGGAGGGACGUGGAGACCCACGUUCGCGGACUGGAGUUCAUCACGCGGCUCGUCGACACGUCUUACUAUCGAAAAAUGGGUGGGGAAAUCGUUAAGCUGGACGUGAGAGCGUGCGAGGACCUGGUGUGGGGGACCCGGGAGUACUGGCGGUGCUACGUGUUGAACACGGUGACGACGCUGUACCACCCCGCGGGCUCGUGCCCCAUGGGCCGGACGGGGGUGGUGGACGAGCGGCUGCGCGUGUACGGGGUGCGCGGCCUGAGGGUCGCGGACGCCUCCAUCAUGCCCACCCUGCCCAGCGGCAACCUCAACGCCCCCACCAUGAUGAUCGGCGAGAAGGCGGCGGAUAUGAUAAAGGAGGAUCAUGGGUACCGAUCGAGCUGGAACCCGCUGGUGCAGUGGACGCUGCGGACGCUGGCGCUGGCCCAGGCCAUCUCCCCCGCAGGCCCAUGUAUCCACCUCGUUUCAGAUGGUGUAAAGUUUGACUUCAUAGUGGUGGGCGCGGGGUCAGCAGGCGCGGUGGUGGCUGCCCGGCUGAGCGAGCUGCCCCACAUCUCAGUGCUACUCCUAGAAGCCGGGGGGGAUCCACCGCCUGCCAGCGUGGCCCCCAGCCUAUUCGGCAUCCUCGCACACACCAAGCAGGACUGGGACUACAAAGCCUAUUUGGACCAAGGAGUAGGCCAAAGUCAUCCCUAUAGAACAAUAUUCAUGACUCGGGGCAAGAUGCUGGGCGGAUGCUCGUCCAACAACUACGAGGUGUACUCCAGGGGAGCGCCCGCCGACUACGACGAGUGGAGCACCGUGGCGCCGGGCUGGGGCUGGGACUCCGUCCUGCCGUACUUCAAGAAGUUCGAGUGCAUGACGGAUCCAGAAGUUAUGAGCUCCCCAGACGCCGACCUGCACUCCACGCGAGGGCCGGUUAAAAUAUCCAGACCGAAACCGAAUCACUACUUUCAAAAAUUGAACGAUAUAUUUCUAGAAUCACUCCGCGAACUCGGCAUUAAAACUGUCUUGGAAAUGAAUGGCCACGAUACACUAGGAGCCACCACGCCUCAUUUCACGUUCGCCGACGGAAGGAGAUCGAGCACGGCAGAAGCGUACUUGAGAACGACUAGAUCCAACCUGCACGUCGCCAAACAUGCGCGAGCUGUUAAAAUACUGAUAGAUGCCCGAACGGCCAAAGCUUAUGGCGUUCAAGUCGCGGCUAAUAAUAAAAUGUACAACAUUUAUGUCGACAAAGAAGUGAUCGUCUCCGCCGGAACCAUCGACACGCCCAAGCUGCUCAUGCUGUCCGGCAUCGGCCCCAGGAGGGACUUGGAGCGGCUGCACAUAGAGGUAGUCGCCGACCUCCCCGUCGGUAAAAAUUUACAAGAUCACCAAAUAACACCCCUUACGAUUACAGGCAAGAAAGGUCUCGUGUCCGCGGUCCAAAAUGUACUAAUUUCUACCGAACUGGACGCGUACCCGGUACCGUUACAGAAUGCGUUCUUUAGACUUAAUAACUCCCGGCAGGAAGAUUUGGAAAGACCGGAGUACCAAAUAUUUAACCUUUUCAUAGGGGCGGGGGUGUCCCCAGGAGUUUUUAUGGGCUGCACGAGUAUCACCAACUACGACAAAUCCUACUGCCUGUCCAUGAGCCAAUCUAACCUCAAUCACGAGGUGGACUCUCUGUCGCUCAUCCUGCUCCACCCGGAGUCGCGAGGACAAGUCAGACUGAAGAGUCGCGACUACCUGGACGACCCGAUCAUAGAGCUGGGGUACUACAGAAGCAGGAGAGACGUGGAGACCACAUUGCGGGGGCUUGAAUUUGUCACUCUGCUGGUGAAAACGUCGUACUACCGCCAGGUGGGCGGGGAGAUCGUGAAGCUGAACGUCAAGGCGUGCGAGCAUCUGCCGUGGGGCAGCAAGGAGUACUGGAGGUGCUACAUCGUCAACACGGUGACGUCCAUCCUGCACCCGGUCGGCACCUGCCCCAUGGGGAGGCCCGGGGUGGUGGACGAGCGGCUCCGGGUGUACGGGGUGCGGGGCCUGAGAAUUGCGGACGCGUCCAUCAUGCCCACCAUCCCCAGCGGCAACACCAACGCCCCCACCAUGAUGAUCGGCGAGAAAGCCGCCGACAUGAUCAAGGAGGAUCACGGGUAUAUCGACAAAUUAUACUCCUAAUAGGAAUACAAGUGGUUAU
Aricia agestis (brown argus) is the source of this 3628-nucleotide messenger RNA. RefSeq lists its product as uncharacterized. Lineage: Eukaryota; Metazoa; Arthropoda; Insecta; Lepidoptera; Lycaenidae. The record is from RefSeq and is a predicted model, not a curated record. The transcript has 6 exons. The coding region runs from base 1 to 3609 and encodes 1202 amino acids. Gene Ontology annotation, molecular function: flavin adenine dinucleotide binding; ecdysone oxidase activity.